UGCGCCACCUCUCUUCCGCGCCCUUUCUUCUCUCCUCGCCUUUCUUCUGCAGUGCAGCCUGGGAGCUCCGACCAAACGAUACCAACAGCUACAAAAAGUCUAAACGAGAGAGAGAGAGAGAGAGCGGAAUCUAGCUUCAUAGUAGAGUAUAGGCAGGAGUUUUGAGGAGACUGAGUUAUCUCAAUGGCGAGCGGGUGGGUUAAAUCGUUGCAGUGCAAGUCAAGAGCGUUCGAAGACGUUUAUCAUCCUACCCCAAAAAUUCUUAUACCCAGUGCGAGUUGCAGAAAAAGCGUCCAAAACAUUAAAGACGUGGUCGACAGCGCCAAGCCUAAGCCCAAAAAACCCAAGCCACCCCUUGAGAAGCACCCCAGUUCAAAAUAUCCUCGAACCACAAAACCAGAAAGCCCUUCCAACCCUACAACCAUAACCCGCAGUGUCUCUUCCACCCGGCCAACCCGUGCACCCGAGCCAUUCCUUCCGUCCCUGACGGAGCUUCCCGAGGGACAUCCAUCGCGCAACGUUGUGGAGAUUAUCUUCCAUACUAGCUGGGGUCCCAAAGCGUUUAUGGGUCAAAUCGAGAUGAUUUUCAAGGUUGUCAACGCCUGCAGAACGGUGUCCCGGUUUGAAGAAUAUCGCGACACGGUGAAGCGUCGCGCCGGUUCGGGCGCUCUGACCGAGGGGAGUAAUUGGGAGGAGAAUGCACGGUGCGUGGCGGAUGGGAAUGAGGUGAUGAGGUUUCAAUGUUUAGGUCCCACGUCGGGAGGUGGCCCCUACGAUGCCAGCGGGGGAGGAGGAGGUUGUGCAUGGUCGUUGCCAGGUGGGAAAGGUUCCGCGAUUCGGACGUUCUCCAGCAGCGGAGAAGCCCAUGAAAGCGGCGGCGGGGGGCGGGGUAGAAGAGCCAUGAUGGUGUGCCGGGUCAUUGCGGGCCGGGUCUCCAAGCAAAUAGGGUUCAUGGACUCUUUGUUGGAUGGUCGAGUGGCGGUGGACUCGGUGAGUGGGGACGAAGGCGAGUUGUUCGUGUUUGAUUCGCGUGCCGUAUUACCAUGUUUUCUCAUCAUAUAUAAAUUGUAAAAAAUGAAAAGGAAAUGAUUUUUACCAUCCUUUUUUAUUUUUAUUUUUUUACGGGGAAUGUAUGGAAGUUGAGGUCUUGAACCUUCGGCCUGCAUUUAUCCACACCAGUUCUCCCAGUGCCUUCCUGUUUAGUUACUACGUGUUUGUGUAAGUAUGAGGAAAUCGGGUUGAUGCAUGCUGAUUAAAAUUAUUAUACCUCAAAUUGUUUUUUUAAACGAGCCGAAAUAAGGUGAAUUUUAGAUGCAAUCAAAUUUGUGUCCAGUCCCAAAGCUCGACAACGCAGGUCAGAAUCCAAUGUAUUUGUCCUGUUACAAUGGCAAGACAAUGAUCGUCCGACGCAAGAAUAGCAUGAAUGGCAGUAAACCAGUAACCCUUGUUUUCCCUAAAUCUGAAGGCAAUAUUUGCUGUUUUGUUUCUUCUUAUACAUGUUCAUUUCAAACAUGUUUAACUUUUCCUUGAUUCUCUCUUAUUUUCAUGAA
Messenger RNA from Prosopis cineraria, 1550 nucleotides. RefSeq lists its product as uncharacterized. The record is from RefSeq and is a predicted model, not a curated record. Bases 184 to 1071 code for a protein of 295 amino acids. NCBI's taxonomy places the organism in Eukaryota, Viridiplantae, Streptophyta, Magnoliopsida, Fabales, Fabaceae. The transcript has a single exon.